Molecule: messenger RNA, 217 nt
Organism: Sphaeroforma arctica JP610
Lineage: Eukaryota; Ichthyosporea; Ichthyophonida
Exons: 1
Biological process (GO): peptidyl-serine phosphorylation; intracellular signal transduction; protein autophosphorylation
Cellular component (GO): cytoplasm; nucleus
Molecular function (GO): calcium/calmodulin-dependent protein kinase activity; ATP binding; calcium-dependent protein serine/threonine kinase activity
Source: RefSeq, a predicted model, not a curated record
AGGGAGCAAAAACAUCGUAACGCUGCACGAGGCCAUUGAAGAUAGCCACCACGUAUAUUUUCUUCUGGAAUUGGCGCCCCAUGGCGAUGCUCUGCAGGCCAUCACAAGACAGAUCAACGAAAAGGGUAGCUACAGCGAGAGGGAUGCCGCCAGCUUGCUGAGACCAAUGUUCAGUGCGAUCAAGUACUGCCACGAACACAAUGUGCUGCACAGGUAA